This is a messenger RNA of Mya arenaria, 1257 nucleotides long. RefSeq names its product probable serine/threonine-protein kinase clkA. NCBI's taxonomy places the organism in Eukaryota, Metazoa, Mollusca, Bivalvia, Myida, Myidae. The transcript is spliced from 2 exons. The coding region runs from base 1 to 1257 and encodes 418 amino acids. The record is from RefSeq and is a predicted model, not a curated record.
AUGGAGACAAAGCUUAGUUAUACCACCUCUAGCAACUAUACCACCUCUAACAACUAUACCACCUAUAUCAAAUAUACCACCUAUAUCAAAUAUGCCACCUCUAACAACUAUACCUCCUCUAACAACUAUACCUCCUCUAACAACUAUACCACCUCUAACAACUAUACCACCUUUAACAACUAUACCUCCUCUAACAACUAUACCUCCUCUAACAACUAUACCUCCUCUAACAACUAUACCUCCUCUAACAACUAUACCUCCUCUAACAACUAUACCACCUCUAACAACUCUACAACCUCUAACAACUAUACCACCUCUAACAACUAUACCUCCUCUAACAACUAUACCACCUCUAACAACUAUACCUCCUCUAACAACUAUACCUCCUCUAACAACUAUACCUCCUCUAACAACUAUACCUCCUCUAACAACUAUACCUCCUCUAACAACUAUACCACCUCUAACAACUAUACCUCCUCUAACAACUAUACCACCUCUAACAACUAUACCACCUCUAACAACUAUACCACCUCUAACAACUAUACCACCUCUAACAACUAUACCUCCUCUAACAACUAUACCUCCUCUAACAACUAUACCUCCUCUAACAACUAUACCUCCUCUAACAACUAUACCUCCUCUAACAACUAUACCUCCUCUAACAACUAUACCACCUCUAACAACUAUACAACCUCUAACAACUAUACCACCUCUAACAACUAUACCUCCUCUAACAACUAUACCACCUCUAACAACUAUACCUCCUCUAACAACUAUACCUCCUCUAACAACUAUACCUCCUCUAACAACUAUACCUCCUCUAACAACUAUACCUCCUCUAACAACUAUACCACCUCUAACAACUAUACCUCCUCUAACAACUAUACCACCUCUAACAACUAUACCACCUCUAACAACUAUACCUCCUCUAACAACUAUACCACCUCUAACAACUAUACCUCCUCUAACAACUAUACCUCCUCUAACAACUAUACCUCCUCUAACAACUAUACCUCCUCUAACAACUAUACCUCCUCUAACAACUAUACCUCCUCUAACAACUAUACCACCUCUAACAACUAUACCUCAUCUAACAACUAUACCUCCUCUAACAACUAUACCUCCUCUAACAACUAUACCUCCUCUAACAACUAUACCACCUCUAACAACUAUACCUCCUCUAACAACUAUACCUCCUCUAACAACUAUCAACUAUACCACCUCUACGACUUGAGCCCUGUUUUAUUUGAAUUGUAG